Angiostrongylus costaricensis is the source of this 867-nucleotide messenger RNA. NCBI's taxonomy places the organism in Eukaryota, Metazoa, Nematoda, Chromadorea, Rhabditida, Metastrongylidae. The record is from the annotation of a GenBank genome assembly.
AUGAGGAAGUUUAGAACAGCUGAUUAUAGUCAGUCGCCAACCAUAUGCGAAACUUCCUCAUUGGAAGUUUGUGGAGAUCGUGCCAACGGAUACAAUUUCGGCGUGCUGACAUGUGAGUCCUGCAAGGCGUUCUUUCGUCGCAACGCUAUGAGAGAAGAAGAGGUAAGAUGCCCAUUUUCAAACAACUGCGGCAUAACAUCGGCUUCUCGUCGUUUCUGUCAGGGAUGCAGGCUGCGAAAGUGCUUAGAGGUGGGUGUAUUGUUUUUUAGACUUUCCAGACCACCGGCAUUUUGUGAAUGUAUUUGUACUUGUGGAUUUUAUCCGCCAAACACCAGUCUAACGGCUCUCGACUCUAUCAAGGUUCUUACGAAUGAACCGUUAAAAGCUCCGCUUGAUCUGUGUAUUACUAACGAAUUAACACUGAUGGAUGUGGUCAAGAUCAGCGAAGCGGCUCUGAAAAGAAUAGUCUGCAUGGCAAGGGACUUGUCCGCUUUUCAGUCGCUCGAAAUCGAGGAUAAGAAGAAUAUUAUGAAAGGUAUUGAACUUCUGAUUCUACGAGGCGUGAUGGCAUUUGAUCCAAGUAAGAACACAUGGAACCAUUUCUUUAAGAAGGUCAAGAACUAUUGCUGGAGAUCUUCCAGGAGCGCUUUGAUGUGGAAAAUAUUGAGGAGUAACAAAUCAACUCACCAUAGCCAAACAGUCUCCUGCGACCAAUCAAUGGCAAUUCUAUACUUGGCGCAAUGUUCUCGUGACGGGACACAAUCUCAUGAUAAUUGGCCGGCUUUCAUUGUUUCAUUUCAUUACGUGGCCUCCGAUCGGCCGUUUAGCUGCACUAAUUUUGUGAUUAGAUGCACAACCAUUUUGUAA